GCCCCUGCCCGCCCUGAGCGCCCCUGCCCGCCCGCGCCCCCCGCCAUGGAGCGCAUCCCCAGCGCGCAGCCCCCGCCCGGCUGCCUGGGCAAGCUGCCCGCCCUGGAGAGCGGAGACCUGCCCGGGCUGGACUUCGCGCACAUGUACCAGGUGUACAAGCCCCGGAGGGGAUUAAAGCGGAGCGAGGACAACAAGGAGACCUACAAGCUGCCGCACCGGCUGAUCGAGAAGAAGAGGCGCGACAGGAUCAACGAGUGCAUCGCGCAGCUGAAGGACCUGCUGCCCGAGCACCUCAAGCUGACGACUCUAGGGCACCUGGAGAAGGCUGUGGUUCUGGAGCUCACCUUGAAGCACGUGAAGGCACUGACCAAUCUCAUCGAGCAGCAGCAGCAGAAGAUCAUCGCUCUGCAGAACGGUUUGCAGGCGGGUGACCUGUCAUCGAGAAACCUCGAUUCCAGCCAGGAAAUGUUUCGAUCCGGUUUCCAGAUGUGUGCCAAGGAAAUGCUGCAAUACCUGGCAAAGCACGAGAACGGCAAGGAGCUGAAGUCGUCGCAGCUGGUCAGCCACCUGCACCGGAUGGCCAGCGAGGUGCUGCAGGGCGGGGCGGCCCGCAAGCCCGGGGACACCCCUCCCAAAAUGCUGGACCUGAAGGAGAAGCCGGCGCCGCUGGGCGCGGCGGGCGAGGGCCACGGGAAGAACUGCGUGCCCGUGAUCCAGCGGACAUUCGCUCACUCCAGCGGGGAGCAGAGCGGCAGCGACACGGACACGGACAGCGGGUACGGGGGAGAGCUGGACAAAAGCGACUCCAAAUCGGAACAGCCCUAUUUCAAACGGGAUACCGACCUCAAGUACGCUGUCCAGGAGAGAAUAAGCUCUAUUAAGCAAGAGACUGAGGACCCGCCGGCCAAAAGGAGCAGGCUGGAGUCGCCGCAGGACGAGGGCCCUUUUGGCAGUGACAUGAUGGGCCCUGCCAGCGGCUUCCUGGGCCCCCACGCUCACCAGCCUCCCCUGUGCCUGCCUUUCUACCUGAUCCCGCCGUCCGCCACCGCCUACCUGCCCAUGCUGGAGAAGUGCUGGUACCCGGCCUCGGUUCCCGUGCUGUACCCCAGCCUGCCGGCCUCUGCCGCAGCUCUGACGGGCUUCAUGAACCCCGACAAAAUCUCCCCCCCUCUGCUGAUGCCCCAGAGACUCCCUUCUCCUGUACCGGCCCAUUCCCCCAUCGACUCCUCGGCUCUGCUUCAAGCUUUGAAGCAGAUUCCUCCUUUGAACUUGGAAACCAAAGACUGAGCACAGUGUGACUGGUUUUACUUUUUUUCCUUUUUUUUGGUUUUUUUUUUUUUUUUUUAGUUUGAGAGACUGUUUCACUUUUAUAUAUUGGCUGGACUGAGGUGUGGGGACGAGGUUCACUGUGCGUAGGAAGCUAAAUCCCCUUUUCUCUGACUUGUCAGGUAGCUUGGAGAAGGAUGAAGGAUGCGCCCAGGUUAGCGAUUGACAGCUACUUCCAAAAGAUUAAAGAAGGAUUUUGCGCUUGGCCCCUUCCCUUCUUCCCUCGCCACAUCUACAGAGCAACAGUUGACUCAGUCAGCUGUGACUCUAUUGCAAAGCUGUGAAGAAAUAUUCCAUUGGGCAGGCCUGGUUUGAGGGUCUGUGAAUACAAAAUAGAUUAAUAUAAACCACGGUACUUCCCUGAGCGGCUCUGGAGGCAACGGCCCUGCUGGUUUAUCUCAGCUGGGCUGCUGUCCCAGUGACCCCACAGGGUGAUGGUGGCAAUGCCACCGUGAGCACAGCAGGAGCAAGGCAGUGGUCACUGUGCUGUGGUGGUGGCAAUGCCACUGUGAGCACAGCAGGAGCAAGGCAGUGGUCACUGCAGGGGCAGCAAUGUCACCAGGAGGAGCAGGGUAGUGGCCACUGAGGUGGUGGCAGUGGUGGCAAUGCCACCAGGAGGAGCAGGGCAGCAGUCACUGUGGUGUGGUGGUGGCAAUGCCACUGUGAGCACAGCAGGAGCAGGGCAGUGGUCACUGCAGGGGCAGCGAUGCUACCAGGAGGAGCAAGGCAGUGGCCACUGUGGUGGUGGCAAUGCCAUUGUGAGUCCAGGAGGAGCAGGGCAGUGGUCAUUGUGCUAUAGUGGUGGCACUGCCACUGUGAGCACAGCAGGAGCAGGGCAGCGGUCACUGCCUGGUCACACACAGAUCAGGCAGACAGACCCACGGCGGGUUUCUCUCCACACCUUUGCUGAUACAUAGAUAUUUUUUUACAAAAUAAAAGGUAGCUGCUGCUUGGAGCUUUCCAUGGCGUACAUCUAAUAAAUAAAUUAACCUGCGCCCUUCCUGUAACUUGAGCUGCUCCGUUGGGCCGGCUCGGGAGGAGCUGUCCCGGGAUGGAGGGGUCGGGAGGAGCCGUCCUUAGGAUGGAGGGGUCGGAAGGAGCCGUCCCGGGAUGGAGGGGUUGGAAGGAGCCGUCCUUAGGAUGGAGGGGUCAGAAGGAGCCGUCCCGGGAUGGAGGGGUCAGAAGGAGCUGUGCUGUCCCCGGGCUCGCCUCGCUGGUGUCCCCGGCUCCUGCGCUGCCGCUCCCCCGGGAGUCACCGCGGCUUUCCCGGCCGGAGGGAGCCCUUCAGCCCGAGCUGGCAGCGCCAUCCGUGCCCAUCCCUGCUGAGCGCGCCCCUGGCAGUGCCCCAGGAGAGUGGCAAGGCUGGCAUUGCCCAGCAGCCCGAUCCCGGCCGGGCUGGAGCCCUCCUGGCACACCUGGCUCCCGUCCCGAGUUAAGGGGAGAGGGGCUGGGUGGUGACUCUUGUCCUGUGAGCUGCAAGGGCUUUCUCCACAGAGGAACAUCCUCUCCAGUUUAGCUUCUUUUUAAUUAAAUCCCCCAAACUGCACUGCUAAAGGCAGUGCUCUUUGGUGGCUUUUUCUUACUGGUUUUGAGAACUGGUGAGCAGAGCCCCUAUCUGGAUCCUCAUGUCGCCCUCCCAUUGCACCAGCUGUUGAGAUGCACUAUGCUUGAUUGCAGAUUGUGUUCUAACGUUUAUUUUGUUGUUGGUUUUUUGGGUUUUUUUGGUAUAAAGUCGUUGCCUUUAUUUGUAAAAUCCUGUUAUAAAUAUAUAUAUAUAUUAUAUAAAUAUAUUAAAAGUUAAAACGUUUCAGAUGUCUAUUAUUUGUAUAACUACUUGAGCAUAAAGAAGUGAGAAAUAUGAAUGUAUUCUUGUUUCUGGGUUGUCUUUUUUUUUUUUGAAGAGAAGAAUAUUCCGUUUUUCUCUCGGGAGAGGUACAGUGUUUAUAUUUUGGAGCCGCCUUCAAGGUGGGAUAUUGUACAUAUUUUUAUCUUGAGUAAAUGUUAAGUAGCUGUUUAAAAAUGCUUAAUAAAAUAAUUCUUUUCCU
Molecule: messenger RNA, 3371 nt
Organism: Melospiza georgiana
Lineage: Eukaryota; Metazoa; Chordata; Aves; Passeriformes; Passerellidae
Gene: BHLHE40
Product: basic helix-loop-helix family member e40
Exons: 5
Coding region: 46-1287 (413 amino acids)
Biological process (GO): circadian regulation of gene expression; regulation of neurogenesis; anterior/posterior pattern specification
Cellular component (GO): nucleus
Molecular function (GO): RNA polymerase II cis-regulatory region sequence-specific DNA binding; DNA-binding transcription factor activity, RNA polymerase II-specific; protein dimerization activity
Source: RefSeq, a predicted model, not a curated record